UUUCAUCAGUAUGUUUUUGAAGCUCAUCUGGCCUGCAUUCGCGAAAUUUUUCGGAGGCUGAUUAUUUUUUAUCGCCCCCAAGCUGAUGUCAUGAGUGUUUACAUUUAUCUAUUGACAAUUGUAGUAGUGCUAGUGGGUUAUAUAGUAUUGAAAUGGCGUCGUACCCUGAAGUACUGGCAGAAUCUGGGCAUUCCCUGCGAGGAGUCCCACAUCCUGAUGGGAAGUCUGACGGGUGUGCAAACUAGUCGAACAUUCUGUGACGUUUGGUUGGAGUACUACAAUAAGUUUCGUGGUACUGGCCCUUUCGCGGGUUUCUAUUGGUUCCAAAGACCUGGCAUACUUGUUCUGGAUACCUCGCUGGCAAAGCUCAUCUUGAUUAAGGAGUUCACCAAGUUCACAGACCGUGGGUUCUAUCACAAUACGGAGGACGAUCCCUUGUCGGGACAACUGUUCUUGUUAGACGGUCAAAAGUGGAAAUCUAUGAGAAACAAGCUAUCCUCUACAUUUACAUCUGGAAAAAUGAAAUAUAUGUUUCCCACCGUUGUGAAGGUGGGACAUGAGUUCAUCGAAGUGUUUGGCCAGACAAUGGAAAAGUCGCCCAUCGUUGAGGUUAAGGACAUUCUGGCCCGAUUCAGUACAGAUGUGAUUGGCACCUGCGCAUUUGGUAUAGAGUGCAGUAGUCUUAAGGAUCCGGAGGCCGAAUUUCGGGUGAUGGGUCGACGAGCCAUAUUCGAGAACCGCCACGGACCGAUUGGAAUUGCGUUUAUGAAUAGCUUUCAGAAUCUGGCCCGUAAGCUUCAUAUGAAAUUAACUAUAGAGGAAGCCGAACGAUUUUUCCUACGCAUCGUGAAAGGAACAGUGGAUUUCCGAGAGCAGAAUAAUGUCCGUCGCAACGACUUUAUGGAUCAGUUAAUCGAUUUGAAAAACAAUCCACAGACAAAGUCUGAGACUGGGGAAAGUGUAAAUCUCACGAUCGAGGAAAUAGCAGCUCAGGCGUUUGUCUUUUUCGGGGCUGGCUUUGAAACCUCAUCGACCACCAUGGGAUUCGCCCUGUAUGAACUAGCUCAGCAUCAGGACAUUCAGGAUCGGGUGAGGGAAGAGUGCCAGGAGAUUUUUGCCAAGUGCAACGGGGAGUUAACUUACGAAAGUAUGAAGGACAUGGUCUAUUUGGACCAGGUUAUAUCGGAAACCCUUCGCCUGUACACCGUUCUUCCUGUCUUGAAUCGCGAAUGCCUGGAGGACUUUGUGGUUCCUGAUAAUCCCAAAUAUGUAAUUAAAAAGGGAAUGCCCGUUUUGAUUCCUUGUGGAGCCAUGCACCGCGAUGAAAAGUUAUAUGCCAACCCAAAUACCUUUGACCCCGACAAUUUCACCCCCGAACGCGUCAAGGAACGCGAUUCCGUGGAGUGGCUUCCUUUUGGAGAAGGUCCAAGAAAUUGCAUCGGUAUGCGAUUUGGUCAGAUGCAGACUAGAAUUGGAUUGUCUUUCCUUCUCAAGGACUUCAAGUUCUCCGUAUGCGACCAGACUACAAUACCAAUGGUAUACAACAAAAAGACUUUCCUAAUAUCCAGUGAGACCGGUAUCUUCUUAAAAGCUGAACGAGUCUAAGAUUUAUUUUGUUAAAACUUUCAAC
Messenger RNA from Drosophila suzukii, 1630 nucleotides. Its product is annotated as cytochrome P450 6a9. NCBI's taxonomy places the organism in Eukaryota, Metazoa, Arthropoda, Insecta, Diptera, Drosophilidae. Gene Ontology annotation, molecular function: oxidoreductase activity, acting on paired donors, with incorporation or reduction of molecular oxygen; monooxygenase activity; heme binding. The record is from RefSeq and is a predicted model, not a curated record.